UUGCAAUUGCUUAUUUUCUUAUAGAUCAAAUCCGAGUUUGGUGGUACAGACGUGUGUAUAAAUAACGCUGGUCUGUCCCAAGCUGCACCGUUAUUAUCAGGUAAAACUGAACAGUGGAAAAAUAUGCUUGAUGUAAAUGUUCUUGGCCUAUGCAUGUGUACACGUGAGGCAGUCAAGUCGAUGAGAGAAAGAGGUGUAGAUGACGGACAUGUUAUACAAAUAAAUAGCGGAGUUGGUCAUAAACAGUAUGCUUCAAAUCCAGACGGACAUUUUUACAGUGCCACCAAGUUUGCUGUUACUGCUCUACUGGAUGGAUUAAGGAAUGAAUUGUCACUUUCAAAAACACAUAUUAGAGUGACCAGCAUCAGUCCUGGUUUGACGGAGACAAACUUUGCUCACAGGAUGUAUGUUCAUGACCCUCAGGUAGCAGUGAAGAAAUACAGUGCUUUUGAGAGUUUGAAGCCAGUGGAUAUAGCUGAUGGAGUUAUAUAUGCACUAAGUGCACCUAAACAUGUACAGGUCCAUGAAGUUAAGAUUAACCCAACAGAACAGCCUUGAGAUGGAAUAUGGAGUGUCUAAUUCUAGUAAUGGUGUGUCUUGUAUACAUUAAUAAUUUAAAUCAUUUUCAUACUGUUUAUACAAUCACAAAUUUUUUUUCUUUAUACAUUUAUUAUAUCACCUUUAUAGACUAUAACAAGAUAUAUUGUACAUAUAUAAAUUCAGAAUUAAAUCAUUUUCAUACUGUUUAUACAAUCACAGAAUUGUUUUAUUCUUUAUACAUGUGUUUUAUUACCUUUAUAGACUAUAACAGAUAUAUUUACACGUAUAAAUUCAGUAUUAAAUCAUUGUCAUUCAAUUAAUACAAUCACAGAAUUGUUUUCUUCUAUUUAUUAUAUUACCUUAAAGACUAUAACAUAUAAUUAUUACAUGUAUAAUGUCUGCAAAUGUUAAGAAUUCAUUAAAAACUUUAA
Molecule: messenger RNA, 971 nt
Organism: Ruditapes philippinarum (Manila clam)
Lineage: Eukaryota; Metazoa; Mollusca; Bivalvia; Venerida; Veneridae
Product: dehydrogenase/reductase SDR family member 11-like
Exons: 6
Coding region: 124-558 (144 amino acids)
Source: RefSeq, a predicted model, not a curated record